This is a messenger RNA of Oncorhynchus kisutch (coho salmon), 2283 nucleotides long. RefSeq lists its product as uncharacterized. The transcript has 4 exons. Bases 967 to 1626 code for a protein of 219 amino acids. The record is from RefSeq and is a predicted model, not a curated record. NCBI's taxonomy places the organism in Eukaryota, Metazoa, Chordata, Actinopteri, Salmoniformes, Salmonidae.
UGUUCCUAGACCAGUUAACCCACUGUUCCUAGGCCAGUUAACCCACUGUUCCUAGACCAGUUAACCCACUGUUCCUAGACCAUCAUUGUAAAAAAGAAGCUCACCGACAAGGUUCAAUACAUUUAAAAAUAUAUAUAUAUAUUAAAAUCUCAUUGAGGACCAACACUUCCUUUUGUAGCCUCAAGGUGCAUCUCUGGGUCAUCUUCAAAACUCUUGUACAACCUAUAUUUACUUUUUUGCUCUUUUGCACACCAGUAUUUCUACUUCCACAUCAUCAUAUCUACCACUCCAGUGUUAAUUUGCUAAAUUGUAAUUCCUUUGCUACUAUGGCCUAUUUAUUGCCUUACCUCCUUACUCCAUUUGCACACACUGUAUAGACUUUUUCUAUUGUGUUAUUGACUGUACAUGUGUUUAUGUGUAACUCUGUGUUGUUGUUUGUGUCACACUGCUUUGCUUUAUCUUGAACAGGUCACAGUUGGAAAUGUGAACUUGUUCUCAACUGGCCUAACUGGUUAAAUAAAGGUGAAAUACAUUUUUUAAUUUUUUAAUAAUACAUUUAUCAGAGCCUAUAUUUGAUGAAAGCACAGUCCAUAGCUUUGCUAGUGCAAGAUGGGAUCACCAUGUGCACCGGCACUCUAAAAAGACAUCUGCUGGUCUAGAAUGGUCUAGAAUGAGAGAGCAGCAGUUCUUAACAUCUUUAAUAGGUUGUAUUUUAACAAGUCAAAAUGUUGUUAACAUACAUGGUCCUGGACACAACAACAUGAAACUAUCUAUCAUAUUCCUAGCCUAGAGUUUAGAGCAUUGGACAAGUAACCGAAAGGUUGCAAGAUCGAAUCCCCAAGCUGACAAGGUAACCCACCAUUCCUAGGCAGUCAUUGAAAAUAAGAAUGUGUUCUUAACUGACUUGCCUAGUUUAAUAAAUUUCAAAUAAAUAAAUAUAUGAACGAAUAUCACCCCUGACCUGUGAUGAUGAUGAGGAUGAUAGUGUGUUUUCCUAGAUCUCUCCGAAUCAGAGCCUGGUGUCUGGGCUGUUUCAGUGACAUCACGGUUUCUGUACGUCCUCUCACAACAACUUCCUGUUUGAUUGCCAUAAAAAGCAUUAAUGUUGCUGAUCUCUGCCAUUCUCACUUCACACAUUCUAAAGGGACUGAGAGAAACAGAGAGAACGAGAGUAAUAGACAGAGAACCAGAGAUCACAGUAUGAAAAUAAUGAAGUCAGCGGUUGUUGUCAUUGUGUUUCUCAACAUGCUGCAUCGCUGUCUGAGCAACAACUUACGCACAGAGAUCCUGAAUGACUUGAGUAACCUCACUCCGGACAACUUCACUUAUCCAAAGCAGUACCGAGUACCAGCAUCACAAAUGCAGGCGAAAGCAUGUGAGUGCCAGGGGAUGUUUGCCACUGGGCUGAAGCAUGUGGUCAACAAGGUGAAGGCCCGGACCGAGGAACACAAACCCCUUCUGAACAGACUACAAAAGAACAUUCAGGCUCUGCCUCAGAAAUCUACCCCUAAGGAGGCCAGUAUCUGCCCCAUGAAGAGCAAGUCGCUGCUAACCCGUCCACCGAAUACUAUUGUUCUAAUGGCUUACAGAUAUUUCCUCAAGAACCUGAACGAAAAGGAAUGUUAGAGAGAUACUACCGUAGAGAUAAUUCGAUUAUCUCUAUAUAUUAUAGAAUGAUCUCGUCUGGUAAUAUGGCCCAUAAAUACACUGCAUCUCUCUUUGUGUAAUAUGGCCCAUAAAUACGCUGCAUCUCUCUUUGUGUAAUAUGACCCAUACAUACGCUGCAUCCCUCUUUGUGACAGAAGUAAUGAUUCAUUUAUAGACCAUUCUCAGGUUUAGGUUGUUCAUGUAUUUUUUGUUGUACUACUUAUUGAUUGGAUCACUCUGUUUUUAUUGAAAUGUAUUAAAAAAUGGAGUUAUUUUUUAAAUGUAUUUAAACAAACCAUAUUUAUUUGUUAAAUUAUUACUUUUGAAUUAUGUCUUAAAGAUAACAGUCAGUGUUCUUACCAUGGCUGUUUGUAGUCAGACUAAAAAUGUUUGCUUGAUAUACGGUACUAUGUACUUCUAUCAUGAAAAGCAUAAUUGUUCUCAAAUAAGAUAAUUUUAUAUUGAAAUGCAGAAUGUUUCACAUGAAUGUACAAAUUUCAAACGUAUUGAUUAUGUAUUUAUUCUAUGCUGGUUGAAUGUGAAUGAAUCCUACAUUUUAUACUGUAAAGAACUUACAUCAGUGAUGUGGGAUCAACUGUAUUUUUCUUAUAGAAAAUAAAUCGAUAUUUUUCAAAA